AUUUUGCGUUUUCUUGGUGUAAUUAUUAGUAUUAAUUAUAUAAAUUCAGUGCGUUGAUUCUUCUUAUAUAACUAAUGGCGGUCUAAUUUACAUAAUUAUGUUUCAAUUGAACAACAAUCCCUGGUGAUCCCUAUUAACUGUGAACCACAGUCUGUGAUUUUAAGCUUGGUGAUUUUUUUGUACCUCUGCUCUUUUGGUUUUUGAUAAAUUUUAUCACUGUUUAUUUAUUUAUUUAUUUACUAAUUUAAUGUGUGAACUCUGCUGUCGCUUCAUCUUCAUUUGAAUCGUGUCUUUAUUAGUUUGCAUUUGCAAUUAUCAAAAUGCUUGGUACAACAGUAGUCCCAGCUGAUUACGAGAUUGGUAAAAUACCUGAUGAGUUGAGUCACCAUCCCUUACCAUUGAUCUAUUUUGCCGGUCUCAAUAUUAAUUCAAAUCAAACUCAUCAUUAUGUGUGGGAAACAUUUGCUAACAAACGAGCCCCUGAUAGAACACCCAUGCAAUACAGACUUAUGGACAAUGAUUGUAUGAUUCCACCCUCAAAGCAAAAGAAAUCCACAUAUGAUUGGUAUGUUCCCAAAGGCAUUCUCAAGACUAAUUGGUUAAUUAAACAUCUUCACGAGGUGCCGUCGGUCGCUGUCUUGUGCGUUGAAUUGGAUUGGGAUGAUGUCAACUUUAACACUAGAAAGCAAGAAUGUGUCAACCAAGUUGAAGCUUUGCGAGGCCAAUUCAUCAAUCGUAGUUGCCGAAUUGCUUUGGUUCUGUUGCAAAAAAGUUUAACCAUUCCAAUCGAAGAUGCGAUGACAACUGAAAGAGCUUCUAAUUUAUGUGAAGCAUGUGAUAUCAAUGCAACAUCUCUGUUUGUUUUACCUUACCAAGACAGUCAACAUUUUCUUGGGUAUAUUUAUCGAAUGGAAGCGGCCUUCUUCGAGCUUUCAAGUUCCUACUAUCAGCAAGAAAUGAAGUUCAUUCGAAGUCACCGGGAUCAAUUAAAUAAAACAAACCACGGACUUUUAUUUGUUAGGCAUCAGUUCAAAUUAGGAUUUUUCUCCGAGAUGAGACAAGAUUUCCAAGGAGCCAUAAAGAAUUACAAACAAGCUUAUGCUAAUUUAAUGGAAAUUCGUUCCUCAUUAACUAACAUCUAUGAAAUCAUGGUCAUAGCGGGUUUUAUAAAUUAUAAGGUCUGCCGAUUAUUGUUCAAUCAGAAUGAUCCGAGAGAAGCUAUAGCUCAUUUUCAAAAACAUAUUAAUAUAUUUAAAAGCAAAGAUGAAACACCCGAAUUAGAAUUUGAACAUUUCGCAUGGCUUUCGAAACAGUUUUCUAUAUUUGGUGAUCUUUUCGAUGCUGCAAUUGCCUCCGGUUUAGUACCUGGUCAAAUUCAACAUCCUGGAUAUUAUUAUUAUGAAUCUGCUCUAUUAGCUAUCAAACGUCAAGCUGCUAUCGAACCAUUUCGAGAAAGAGUUCAGUUUAUCAACAAAGAUACUGCAUUGGUUCUUAUCGAGGAAGCUUUAAGGAUUGAGUUUUAUGGGCAGAGACCUUGGCGGCCAGGAUGCCAAAGUUUAAAUCCACUCGAUCCUGAGAAAGAAAGAGAAGGAAUCAAAGUGCUUCAAUAUCAUGAAUUAGUUUAUAUUAAUCAUUCUACUUUAAUUAUAAAUUUGCUCAAAGAUGCAAUGAAUCAAUUUAAAAGGAAUAAGUGCCCUCGAAUGAUGCGAUUCAUGACCGUCUUGAUAGCACAACAAUAUUACGACGUAAAUGAUUAUCCCAAUUGCCUAACUCACCUCAAUCAGGUUUUACCCUUUUAUCGAACCGAAAAAUGGAAACAAAUUCUAGUCUCAAUAUUGACCACAGCUUUCAAUGCUGCCUAUUCAUCUGCCAACUUAACUGAAUUUGUUAAACUUGGUUUUGAAUUUUUGUCAUCAUGGAUACCAGCAGAGUUAGAAUUUAAGAAAUCUAUUCAGGAAUCCAUCUUAAAAGUUCUUUCACUGCAAUCACCCCUAAAUCUGAAAAACUCAGAGGAAAAUAUUGAUGAAGCCUGGCAAAAGAUGUUUAUUGAGGGAACUUAUGAUACACAAAUUACCAUCAAAAUGAAUCCAAUCGUUCCAUUCAUCGAAAUCAAACCCGUAUUCUCCCAAAAAGCUUACAAAUGGCAAGAAAAUGUUCAUUUGAAACUCUACAUGCUUCUCAAUGCUCCAAUGCCGAUGAAUUUUGAUAAAUUAAGUUUAACAUUCGACAAAAGCUAUUACAAUCAAUUUUGUAAUUAUUGUCCAUCUCCGAAAUCAAGCAUAGAUGGUGAUACUAACGACAAUGCAUUAUUGCAUUUUGAACCUAUGGUGAUGAAAUGUUUUGAAUUUAAUUUUGAAGCUAGAAUCGAGGAUUACGGUAAACAGCUUGAGAUUACAGAAAUAACACUUUUUAUGAAUGAUAAUCCGAUCAAAGUGACUUUUAAUUGGAUCAACGAAAAUCCCAGUGAUAAUAAUAAAUGUUUCAGUCACAAUUCGUGUUUUUCAUCUUCACCAUCAUUAACUUCAUCGUCAACAUCAUCUAUAUCGUCUUAUCCACCCAAGUUUUAUCAUAUCACACCAACUUUAACUACAUUCCUUGAACCUCGUAAACCAAUAGUUGAUUUAUCCUUAGUGAACGCAUCUCCAGCUUUGCUUCAUGAAAUGUACCCAAUCAAGAUAGUCAUUGAAAACAAAGAUGAAUACAGUAUAAAAGAUAUUUCAUUAACAAUCGUAAAGAUGGAGGAAGCGGCUGAAACCCAAACCGUCUCGUUUAUUCUUGAUGGUUUUCCUUUGGCUUUGGGUACUGCGCAAAAAUUGACCGAGUCAAUGAUUGAUCCUGGAACAAGUUUGAUCAAAAUUGUUUACCUUCCAAUAAGUGAUCUUAAUUCUCAACGUUUCAUGUUCUCUGUUCUUUUUUCCGUCAACUCAGCUGAAUCUACAGCCAUCUCUUCUGGUCCCAAUCUUUUAAAGGAAAUCGUCUCUAUACAGGCUAUUAAUCCGUUCAAUAUAUCUUUCACAACUUGCACUCCUUUAAAUACUCCUUCACGGGUUAUAAGAUUAAUGGAACCAUUCGUUUUAAAAGCUGAUAUUACCUGUUUAUCCCCUUUACCUCUAGAAUUGAUUGAUUGCAAUGUUGAAUUAAAUCAAAAUAUUUUCCACACUUUGCCAUACAUACCAACAACUCUGAACAAACUACUCCGUUCAGAUGAUCGCACUGAAUGUCAUUUUGCUCUCUAUUCUGAGAGUCAGAUUACUCAAGAAACUGGCCUUGGUGUAUUAGUUAUCCGCUGGAAAAAAUCGACCACUUCUAAUCACAACUCGAAUACUGAAUCAACAGAAGAAGAUGGCUGUCAAAUAAACAAAAUUAAAUUUACUCUGCCUGCAAUAACCGUUCAAAAUAGUUACCUUUAUGUUGAAACUAAAUUACCAGAAUUUGGCACUACACGAGAAAGUCUUUUAUUAACCUACAAUUUAGCUAAUCGGACUGAUGAUUUACUGCCGCUUUCCUUGAGUUUGGACAAAAGUGAUAAUUUCAUGUUCGCUGGUAACUGUUCGGUUAAAUUUUCCAUUCCAGCUAAAUCUCAAUCAACUCAAUUAUUUGUCUUAUACCCUUUGGUCUGUGGCCAUGUUUCACUGCCCAAACUAAAAAUAAUACUUUAUCCUGAUACGGAAAAUCCUAUUGAUAUGGAUAACGUUCUUGAAGAUAUUGUACCAUCUUAUCUGUUAGUUAUGCCUCAAAGGAAAAUAUAUACUCCAUUUGAACCAAUUGGAAAUGCUGUUUUAACUAAAUGAAGCGUUAAAGUUGGUUCAGCUGAAAUAUUUACCAAGAACUUUUGCUUGACAUUUUUAUACAAGUAUUCUUGCAAAUUAAAAGGAGGAAAAUUCUUAAUAUAUUUUAGUCUGUUUUUACCCGAACCGGUGAUUGUUAAAAGUUGCGUUGAUAAGAAUAAAUUGCUUUGGUGAUUUUAGUUAAGCUAAAAUUAAACUAAAAAUUAUGUUAAA
Molecule: messenger RNA, 4001 nt
Organism: Tetranychus urticae (two-spotted spider mite)
Lineage: Eukaryota; Metazoa; Arthropoda; Arachnida; Trombidiformes; Tetranychidae
Gene: gry
Product: trafficking protein particle complex subunit 11 gry
Cellular component (GO): cytoplasm
Molecular function (GO): protein binding
Source: RefSeq, a predicted model, not a curated record